AUGUUCGACGAGAAACUUUCAGAAUUCGUCGUGAAUAUCACGUCGCAUGACAAUAAUCCGUACCAACUGUGGUUUUUUAUCAACGAUUCAUUGAUUAUUCUCGGCAAUAUUAUCGCAAUAUUUGUGGCAUUUUUGUUUGUUAUAACGAUUAUCCGUUUGGAUCAUCCAACAUAUUCAAUUUCAAAUUUAAUAGCAUGUAAUACAAGCUUGGCAAUAGGAUUAACGAGUUCAAUUAUGUUAAUUAACGCGUGUUAUGCAUUAAAAAGUGAUUUUCGAGGUUAUGGUCAUUACGAUUCAUUUUGUGUUCUUCGUGGAACACUUUUGAAUAUCUGUUACAUCUACAUGUACAUGUCGUUAUGUUUGAAAGCAUUUAAUCGUCUGCGCUGUAUUAUCUACAAUGCUAAUCCGAUCAUAAAGUCUUACGGAUGUUUGUUUGUGCUUCUUCUAUUAAAACUAUUAGUUGCAAUUCUCGUCUCAUUGUUUCUCGUUUUGACAGAUGGGAUCGAUUAUGAUUGGAAUUCAUAUUUGUGUCUAGUGACAGACGCUAAAACAUAUCAUUUCAUCUUUACAUUGAGCGUUUAUUACAUUUCAAUUUUAUUUAUUACAAGUGUUUAUCUUUAUAUUCUUUAUUAUGUUUUACAUCUACCAUUAUUAGAGCGAUAUCGUCGAAAACGACAGUUGGCUGUUCUCCGACGAAUUUUGAUUUUGUUAAUCAUGCUCAUUAUACCGGGUGUUGUCACGUUCUUCAUCACUAUCUGGUGGAUGAUAUUCGGUACGAUUCCGUUGUAUUCACUUCGAAUUCGUACUCUAUUUGACGCAAUUGGUUACACCGGUUCGAUUAUCACUAUCUUUAUCUCCCACACAAAACUUCGUCAGCAAUAUUAUACGAAAAAGAAAAUCAAUAUCAAUCAAAUUGUGCUGAAAAAGUUUCCUUUUGACAAAUGUGAAUUAAUCGUGACACAAACACCGCCACCUUCACCGAAUACACGUGGAUAUCUCUGA
This is a messenger RNA of Adineta ricciae, 1002 nucleotides long. NCBI's taxonomy places the organism in Eukaryota, Metazoa, Rotifera, Eurotatoria, Adinetida, Adinetidae. The record is from the annotation of a GenBank genome assembly.